AUGACGAUCCAGCGCUUCUUCGCCGAGCACUGGGAAAAGAAGCCGCUGCUCGUGAAGAGGAAGGAGAGGAAGGUAGGCGAUGGGAACCGCCUGACGAAGGACCUGUUCUCCUUCGCCACCUUCGAGCGCCUCUUCUCGUCCAACCGCCCGCUCUUCUACACCAAGAACCUCAACGUGUGCCGCUACGAAGACGGCGAGAAGAAGAUGCUCAACCCUGAAGGUAGUCCGGCUUCGCUCAAGGAGGUGCGCAAGUUCUGGCGUGAGGGCAGCACGUUCCAGUUCUUCCAGCCCCAGCAGCACUCGGAGGUGCUGCAUCGGAUGAUUGCAGGCCUGGAGCAGUACUUUGGCGCACUCGUGGGCGCCAACAUCUACAUGACGCCGCCCAACGCUCAGGGUCUGGCGCCGCACUAUGACGACGUCGAGGUGUUCAUCCUUCAACUCGAGGGCAAGAAGAAGUGGAAGCUCUACUCUCCCCCGCCUUCGGACGAGCUCCCGCGCGAGUACAGCAGGGAUCUCGACCAAGACGAGUGCGGCGAGCCGCUGAUGGAGCUCGAGCUCGAGGAGGGCGACCUGCUCUACUUCCCGCGCGGCACCAUACAUCAGGCCUGCACCGGCCCAUCUGCCUCUACGCACGUUACCAUCUCCACCUACCAACGCCACACCUGGGGCGACUUCCUGGCUGUCGCUCUGCCGUUGGCCAUCAAGGAGGCCAUCGAAGAGGAUGUGGAGUUCCGGCGCGGCUUGCCGGGCGAAGCCUCACAGGGCAAGGGCAAGGGCAAGAAAGCUUCGAGCGGUAGUAAGGGCCAGGCCGCCAAGCAGCAGCAAUUCGAGUCCAAGAUGGUUUCACUUCUGCACAGAUUGAGCGGCCAUCUCUUGCUCCACAAGGCGGCGGACAUCACGUCGCUGGACUUCGUCAACCAUCGGUUGCCCCCGGCAUCGCUCUGCUACGCUGCUCCCCAGGAAGAAGCCCAGACCAAGAAGGCGACCAAGAAGAAGCAGAGCAAGGAGCCUCAGGUACAAGAGGCGCAAGUUUUGGACGAUGACUCUUCCAUCAGACUGGCGGAGCCCAACUACAUUCGCCUGGUGGUGGCCACUGCGGAGGAUGAAGAGGGUCCCGAUGCCGAACAAGCUGGCAUGCUGCUGGACGAAGAAGCCGGAAGCGAGGAGGACUCUGAAGCCGAUGAGGACCAGCCCAAGAAGGCAAAUGGCCGUUGCAAACAGAAGGUUGACGUGGAGGAAGAAGAAAGUGAAGAGGGUGAAGGGGCUGAUGAUGAAGACGAGGAAGACGAGGAUGAAGGAAGCGUCCUUCUCUAUCAUUCGCUUCGCAAUCCCGCCGAGUUGCACAUGAGCGGCCACCGAAACGAGCCCAGCCUCCUGCGCUUCCCUCUCAACCACCUCCCGGCCCUCAAGCACCUCGUCGCGAGUUAUCCGUCCUUCGUGCCGGUGGCUUCGCUGCCGGGCCUCGAUCCGACGCAGGCGAUGCAUCUCGCCAUUGCCCUGGGCGUCGAGGACCUCCUGCAGACAAGCAACAAGUGA
Messenger RNA from Acanthamoeba castellanii str. Neff, 1536 nucleotides. RefSeq names its product cupin superfamily subfamily protein. NCBI's taxonomy places the organism in Eukaryota, Discosea, Longamoebia, Acanthamoebidae. Bases 1 to 1536 code for a protein of 511 amino acids. The transcript has 14 exons. The record is from RefSeq and is a predicted model, not a curated record. Gene Ontology annotation, molecular function: histone H3K36 demethylase activity; histone H3K4 demethylase activity. Gene Ontology annotation, cellular component: nucleolus.